GCAGUGGACCCAGAAUAGACCAUCGAGGACGCGCGCGGGGGGAAAAUCAUUAUCUGGGCGCGCGACUUCAGCUUACGGAGCCCCUGCCUCUGGCGCGCCUCCCCCUAGCACUGCUGGAAGAGGUGGUGCGUUCCGGUCCUCCGAGCUCCCAGGCUCCUGGACCGGCCUGCAGCAGGCACCUGCGCAGCGGGCUCCUGGGCACCAGGCGCCCGCUGCCAAGAUGCUGGAGCUGUUGGUGGCGUCGCUAGGCCUGGCGCUCGCCUUCUUUGCACUGCUGGACGGCUGGUACCUAGUGCGCGUGCCGUGCGCCGUUCUGCGCGCACGCUUGCUGCAGCCGCGGGUCCGCGACUUGUUAGCGGAGCAGCUGUAUGCCGGCCGGGUGCUGCCGUCGGACCUGGACCUGCUGCUGCACAUGAAUAAUGCGCGCUACCUGCGCGAAGCGGAUGUGGCGCGCGCCGCGCACCUGACCCGCUGCGGUGUACUGGGGGCGCUGCGCGACCUGGGCGCGCACACGGUGCUGGCCGCCUCGUGCGCGCGCUAUCGCCGCUCGCUGCGCCUAUUUGAGCCCUUCGAGGUACACACGCGACUGCUAGGCUGGGACGACCGCGCCUUCUACCUGGAAGCGCGCUUUGUCAGCCUUCGCGAUGGUUUCGUGUGCGCCUUGCUGCGUUUCCGGCAGCACGUGCUGGGCACCUCGCCGGAUCGAGUAGUACAGCACUUGUGCAAGCGCAGGGUGGAGCCCCCAGAGCUGCCAGAAGACUUGAAGCAUUGGAUCACCUACAACGAGACCAGCAGCCAGCUGCUCCGCGCUGAGAGUGGCCUCAGUGACAGAAAGGACCAGUGACUGCCACAUCUGCACCCUCCCUGCCCCGCCUGUCAGCCAGUCCAUUCCACAGACUGGGGCCACCUGGGGGUGCACUCCGAACCAGAAUGGCCUUGGACAAGCCUGGCUUCUUUAGACCCGCUCGGCUCGACACACCCCUGUGCUUGCGUCCUUUUGGGCAGCUGGUGGGGUGGACACUGCUGUCCUGGCCCAGCUCUGCCUCCCGGGUCCCCAUAGCAGGACUGUUCUAGUGUGCCCGGAUGCACAGGAUCCUGGAGUUGAAGGAACAGCAGAACCCCAAGGUUAGGGCUUCUUGGGGCCCAGCGUAGUCCUGCGUGCGGCUGGGGCCUGCAGCUCACUCAGGGACAGUGAAGCCAUCUGGAGGGUCACCUAGCAGGGAAGCCAGGCUAGAACCAGCCCAAGGGCCCCUGACAACACAGAAGGGCCAGUGGAUGCUGGUCAUUGGCUAAGAUUCUGGUGAUACCUACCACUCUUAAGAGGAUAUACCCUGUCUAGUCGGGUCACCGAGGCAAGGAACCCUGGCGUAGGGGUGGGGGUGGAGCCCACGACUAUGCCUAGCACCUGUCCUGUCAAGCUCAGGGAGAAGCCAGCUGCUUGAAGCUAGGAACUGCCUCCUUGCUACCUCUCUGGGAACCAUACCUGGGGCCAGAACCAAGAGCUUCAGUGAUGCCCUGACCCCCCACCCCCACCCCACCCUACCCCCAUCCCCACGCUGCUACGCUUGCCUUAGUGCUCCCAAAGGGAAAGCUGCAAUCCGUUUUAUUUAAAGAAAGCACAAGAUUAAAAGAGUUCUUGAGGCGUGUA
This is a messenger RNA of Apodemus sylvaticus (European woodmouse), 1648 nucleotides long. RefSeq names its product thioesterase superfamily member 6 (gene Them6). The transcript has 2 exons. Bases 221 to 844 code for a protein of 207 amino acids. The record is from RefSeq and is a predicted model, not a curated record. Lineage: Eukaryota; Metazoa; Chordata; Mammalia; Rodentia; Muridae.